GCCGUCUCUGCACCGACGGUGAAGUACCGGUACUUUGUAUCCACUCAUAUCACGGAACGAGGUUAUAUGCUUGUUUAUCAUUUAAUAGCUCUGCCUCUGAUGAUGUUUGUACAGAAAGAAACUUCACCUAAACACAGUCUUGCCCCCAGCAAUCUGCCAGCACCCAAGCAUAUCAAGAUGCCUCUUAAUGAAGACAUAGAUGACAGCUUGUACAGCCGUCAGCGCUAUGUGCUUGGAGACAGUGCCAUGAAGCAGAUGGCACACUCUAAUGUCUUCCUCAGUGGUCUUGGUGGAAUAGGCAUAGAAAUAGCUAAGAACAUUGUCCUGGCGGGUAUAAAGUCCUUGACCAUCAAUGAUAACAAAUCAUGCAGCAUAAAAGACCUUGGAACACAGUUCUUUCUCAGAGAACAAGAUGCUAAAUCCAACAAAACCAGGGCGGAAGCAAGCUACAGCCGCAUUGCAGAGCUCAACCCUUAUGUGAGCAUCAAGCUGAGUCAACAGACAUUGGCGGACAACUCAGACCUUGAUUUCCUCAAGCAGUUCCAGUGUGUGGUCCUGACUGAAGCAACGCUCAAUCUGCAGCUGAAGAUCAAUGAGUUCUGUAGGGCUCAGAAUCCUCAGAUUAAGUUUAUCAUGGCUGAUGUGUAUGGUCUGUACAGCUACUGUUUCUGUGACUUUGGAGAUGAGUUUACAGUCCAUGAUCCUAACGGUGAAGAACCCAGACAAACAUUUGUUGCCAAUAUCACCAAGGGCAAUCCUGGCGUAGUCACAUGUCUAGAUCAGCAAUAUCAUGGUCUGGAAACAGGGGACUAUGUGACCUUCAAAGAGGUCAAGGGCAUGACUGCACUCAAUGAUGCAAGGCACAAGGUCAAAGUGAUUUCACCGUACAAGUUCAGUAUAGAGGACACAUCAGGUGAUGAGUUUCAGCCGUAUGAGACUGGUGGUAUAGCUAUAGAAGUCAAGGUUCCUGUUACUGUCAAGUUUUUACCUCUUCGAGACCAACUGACCAAUCCGUCUACUAUCCUUGUAGACUUUACCAAAGACCUGAUGGUGUCUCAUCUUGCCAUGUAUGCUCUACAGCAGUUCAGAGAGGAGAAUGGUAGACUACCAAGUGCACGGUGGAAUGAAGAAGAUGAAGGUGCCUUUGUGAAGAUUGCAAUGCGUCUGAACGACACCCUAGCCGACCCCAUCCCAUCCCUAUCUACCAAGCAGCUUGUAUCCCUGGCGUCGUGCGCUGAAGGGUGCUUUGCUCCGCUCUGUGCUGCCUUGGGUGGGUUUGUAGCUCAAGAAGUCCUGAAGGCACUCACCGGCAAGUUCACUCCUCUGAAGCAAUGGGUCUAUCUUGAUUCAUCAGAAGUGUUGAAGGGUCUGGAAAAUGAAAUGGCAGAAAAUUUCAGGCCAAAGGGUGACCGAUAUGAUGCUCUUAGAAUCUGUCUUGGUGAUAACCUUGUGCAGAAGAUAGCAUCUCAGAAUCUCUUUAUGGUGGGAUGCGGUGCAAUAGGAUGUGAGAUGCUCAAGAACUUUGCCAUGCUUGGUGUAGGAGUUAGUGGAGGAAAGAUAACAGUGACAGAUAAUGAUAUCAUCGAGAAGUCUAACUUGAAUCGACAGUUUCUCUUCAGACCUCAUCAUAUACAGAAACCCAAAUCAGAGACUGCAGCACAAAGCACUAGAGAUAUUAACCCGGAUAUGAAGAUUGAAGCACAUCAGAAUAAAAUUUGUCCACAGACAGAAACAACUAUCUACACCGAUGCCUUCUUUGAAGGAAUGGAUGUCAUUGUCAAUGCCCUUGACAAUGUACAGGCAAGAAGAUAUGUUGAUAGUCGCUGUGUUACCAAUCAGAAGCCAUUGAUGGAGUCUGGAACGCUAGGGGCCAAAGGUCACGUACAGGUCAUAGUUCCUCACUUGACCGAGUCUUACGGAAGUAAACAGGACCCUCCGGAAAUGUCCAUACCCUACUGCACCCUAAAGUCAUUCCCGGCUCAGAUUGAACAUACUAUACAAUGGGCCAGAGACAAGUUUGAGAGCUUGUUUGCUCAGAAGCCGAGUAUGUACACCAAAUACUGGGAGGUGAAUGGACCACCUGAAGAUGUAGUGAAGAAACUUGAAGGGGGAGAGGCCUUGGAGAACACCUUACCUGUCACUAAGUACCUUAUUAAUAGGGGCACAUCAUGGAAGGAUUGUGUGAGGAUAGCGAGAAUCAAGUUUGAGAAGUACUUCAGUAACAAGGCCAAGCAGCUGCUCCAUGCCUUUCCCUUGGAUGCAAAAACAUCAGAUGGAGGUAUGUUUUGGCAAUCACCUAAAAGACCACCCACCCCACAGGUUUUCGAUCCAAACUCAGAAUUGCACAUGUCAUUUGUAGUAAGCUGUGCCCGCCUCCUUGGUGCUGUAUAUAACAUUCCAGUGGGUGAGAUGGAUCCCAGGAAGGAGACAAUAGAAGCCAUCUUAGCCAAUGUAGCUGUACCUCCAUUUGUACCAUCUUCUAAGCGUAUAGUGACUGAUGAAUCGGAAGGCAAAGAAGAGAAAAGUGAGGGGGCUGGAGCUACUGACAUGACAUCUGCAGCUAAAGAGCUUAAAGCUGCUAUUCAAUCUGGAAAAGCAGCUUCAGCUCUACUACGACUGACCCCAGCGGAGUUUGAAAAGGAUGAUGAUUCCAACGGUCAUAUAGACUUCAUUACUGCUGCUUCUAACCUGAGAGCAAACAUGUACAGUAUUGAGAAUGCUGAUCGGUUCAAGACCAAACUCAUCGCAGGAAAGAUUGUCCCUGCCAUUGCCACUACCACUGCAGCUGUUGCUGGAUUGUCUGCCAUUGAGAUGGUGAAAUACAUCAAAGGAACCACAAAGAUUGAGGAUUAUCACAACUGCUUCCUCAACCUAGCUCUCCCCGUCAUGAUGUUCUCGGAGCCAGCUAGAACCGUAACAACCAAACUCAAGCAAGGUUUGUCCUAUACUGAAUGGGAUAGGUGGACAGUCAAGGGUCACAAGGAUUUCAAACUACAGGAAUUCAACCAACAUUUGAAGGAUAAGUAUGAAUUGGAUGUAUCAAUGGUUGCCAUAGGAGCUAGGCUGAUAUAUCUUCCUGUCUUACCCGGUCAUCCAAAGAGACUCAAACAAAAGAUGAUGGAUCUUAUCAAACCAGCAGCAGGUCUAAAGUACAUUGACCUCACUGUCGGCUUUGAGGAGGAAGAUGAAGAAGAAAAUGAAGAGGGAGUAGAGAAAGGCGUCCCUCCUAUCAGAUACUUCUUUGGAGUUUAAAGACAACCUAACAAACUUAUAUUUCAAUGGUAAGAUGACUUAAUUAAAAAUAAUGAUAUAAGCAGAAACUUAUCUGUGAUGCUUGAUUUAGUGCAUAUGCUGCUGCCUGACAUUUGUGCAAAAGCAAGAACAUUAAGUUUUACCAGGAAUUUAUUCCUUACAUGUACAUGAAUAUAAUUGUAAUAAUAAUAUUUCCAUUCAUAAAGCGAUGUUACUGUGUGCAUAUAUAAUACUCAACUGUGCUUUGAUACGUGAUAUCAUAGAUAUCUUCAAACAUUAUGAAUGAACAGUAGAUUGUUGCUCAGCUGGGCACAAAAUUAUUUACAUGAAAACUUCUACUUGAAAAGAAGAGAGAAUCUUUACCCUUUCUGUAUUGCACAAACUAACAAUUUGAAUCAGUCAUUCAGUAGUUUUCAUUGUAGGGGUCAUAACUAUGUAAGUAAACAUGGCAUAGACCUGAUCAAGUCACUAUCAAGCUGAUGAAUGUUCUUGCUGAAUUAAAUCAUUAUUGGAUUACAUAUUCAAUGUUAUGUGCAUUUUGAUAUUUGUCUCUCUGAGACAAAAAUAGACAAAAAAAUAUGAUUACCAAUUCUUAGAUAUUUUUG
Lytechinus variegatus (green sea urchin) is the source of this 3857-nucleotide messenger RNA. Its product is annotated as ubiquitin-like modifier-activating enzyme 6. Gene Ontology annotation, biological process: protein sumoylation. The record is from RefSeq and is a predicted model, not a curated record. Lineage: Eukaryota; Metazoa; Echinodermata; Echinoidea; Temnopleuroida; Toxopneustidae. The transcript is spliced from 27 exons. The coding region runs from base 67 to 3252 and encodes 1061 amino acids. Gene Ontology annotation, cellular component: SUMO activating enzyme complex; cytoplasm. Gene Ontology annotation, molecular function: SUMO activating enzyme activity.